AUGGUCUUUCGCAUCGCGCUCUUCGCCACUAGAGACAUCAAGGCAGGCACCGAACUGUUCUUCAACUACAACUAUCCCAAGGAGAAAACAGAGCAAUUCAAACAGCCUAAUGCCAAGAUCGUCGCGGUCAAACAAACCAAGCAAAAGACGAAGAAAAGGGAGUCACUCACCAGUCUGAGCCAGCCCAUCGAGGACCGCUCACGCAUCCUUGCCGCCACAGCAAAAGCCAGAGAGGCAAAAGCUGCGAAGCGGAAAGAGGCCAUGCUGCAAGACGGCGGUGUUGAGCCGGCUACAAGAAGGCGGUCUGGGACACUUCAAGCACGAAAGGCAGCUACGAGCAAACCCGGACGCAAAGCAGUGCGAAAGUCCAAGCGCGGAGGGCUCAAUAGGAACGAGUCCACAGGUUCAGAUACGGGUAUGGAUGUAGAGGCAAGCGACCCCGAAAUCCCCGAAAUUCCUCCCGUCAUCGAGUCGCAGAGCACUCAGACUAGUCUGUACGUCCAGGACACGGAGGCGGAAGACGACGAGUUCAUCUUGCCGGAUACCCAGGAAGACGAAGAACAGGAUGUGGCUGAGCCGGCCUAUGAGGACGAUGAACCGCCCGGUCGAUCUACGAGGUCUCGUCGUGGGCCUGGUCGACCACGUAGGAGGGGGUCGGAUGUGGCGCCGGUGGUUGCGGUCAAGCAGGCGGUUAAGCAGGCGGUCAAGCAGAAGAAGUCGAAGAUGGGUGGUGCACGACCAGGUGCUGGCAGGAAGAGAAAACGACCCGUUAUUGCUAACAGCGAUGAUGAGUGA
Messenger RNA from Alternaria incomplexa, 795 nucleotides. RefSeq lists its product as uncharacterized. The transcript is spliced from 2 exons. The coding region runs from base 1 to 795 and encodes 264 amino acids. Lineage: Eukaryota; Fungi; Ascomycota; Dothideomycetes; Pleosporales; Pleosporaceae. The record is from RefSeq and is a predicted model, not a curated record.